This is a messenger RNA of Scylla paramamosain (green mud crab), 2530 nucleotides long. It is a transcript of the gene Uba3, whose product is annotated as NEDD8-activating enzyme E1 catalytic subunit-like. Gene Ontology annotation, biological process: protein neddylation. Bases 147 to 1451 code for a protein of 434 amino acids. Lineage: Eukaryota; Metazoa; Arthropoda; Malacostraca; Decapoda; Portunidae. The transcript has 10 exons. Gene Ontology annotation, cellular component: nucleus; cytoplasm. The record is from RefSeq and is a predicted model, not a curated record. Gene Ontology annotation, molecular function: NEDD8 activating enzyme activity.
AUCAACUUUAUUAUAAAAAAAAAAAAAAACAUAUAUUGUAACCUCAAUUAGUUUAUAUUCAUUCUGACUGAAUUUACAUCGGGAGAAUAUGAAUGUUGACAGUUUACUGAAGUUGCUGCGGCGAGAACGUAAACAGAGCUGUGGCCAUGGCGGUGGAGUGGGGCGCGCGGUGGGUUGAGGUGCGCAAGCUGCUGGAGCGGCCGGGGCCAUUCACCCACCCCGACUUUGAGCCAUCACCGGACACCCUUAAGAUGAUGCAGGAAAAUAUUCGCGUCUUGGUAAUCGGUGCAGGCGGCCUGGGGUGUGAGCUGCUGAAGGACUUGGCCCUGAUGGGUUUCACCAACCUGCACGUGGUGGACAUGGACACCAUCGACCUCUCUAACCUCAACAGACAGUUCCUCUUCCGCAAGAAGGACAUCGGCCGGCCCAAGGCAGAGGUGGCAGCUGAGUUCAUUAAUCAGCGGAUCCAGGAUUGCCACGUCACACACUAUUACAACAAGAUCCAGGACUUUGAUGAUGAAUUCUACCGCUCCUUUCACUUGGUGGUGUGUGGGCUGGACUCCAUCGUGGCACGGCGCUGGAUCAAUGGCAUGCUGCUCUCCCUGCUCUGCUAUGAGGAUGGCAUGCUGGACCAGAGUUCUGUGAUCCCCCUGGUGGACGGAGGGACAGAAGGCUUCAAGGGCAAUGCAAGGGUCAUCCUACCGGGCCUUACCUCCUGCAUUGAGUGUACCCUGGAUCUGUUCCCUCCACAGAUCAACUUCCCCCUGUGCACCAUCGCCCACACACCGAGGCUUCCCGAGCACUGCAUAGAGUGGGUGCGUCUGCUGCUGUGGCCCAAAGAAAAUCCCUUCUCUGAGGAGAUGCCAAUUGAUGGAGAUGACCCACACCACCUCAGCUGGAUCUUUGAGAAGGCACAGAAGAGAGCAGCUGAAUUUGGCAUCACUGGGGUGACAUACAGGCUGACACAGGGAGUGGUGAAGAGAAUCAUCCCUGCUGUAGCCUCCACUAAUGCUGUCAUUGCUGCUGCCUGCUGCACUGAGGUCUUCAAGCUGGCCACCUCAGCAUGCACCCCCAUGAACAACUACUGUGUAUUUAAUGACUCUGAUGGCAUCUACACCUAUACCUAUGAGCAGGAAAAGAAGGAGGAUUGUGUUGCAUGCAGUCAAGUCCCCCAAGAAUUAUUGGUGAGCCCUUCAGACAAACUUCAGGAUAUCAUAGCCAUACUGACAGACUCCCUUAGAUACCAGAUGAAAAAGCCCGGGCUACAGGCCAUGGUGGACGGCAAAACUAAGUCCCUGUAUCUGCAUUCCCCUGCCUCCAUUGAGGAAAAACUGAGACCCAACCUCAAGAAAACAGUAGAAGAGCUUGGGCUGCGGGAUGGAAUAGAGAUUGCUGUAGCGGACGUCACAAGUCCCUCUACUGUCCUCUUUAAAGUUAAGCUGAAGAAAUAACCCUUGAUGUAUUAGUGUGUCUUACUUUUGAAUGUGAUACUGUAAUGUGUGUAGAUUUUCUGUACUUAUAAAAUACUGUAGAUCUGCAUUUGAACAAGGAAAAUUAAAUGCCCAGCGUAUACAUAAAUUAUGCUUUAUUGUGCAUCUGGACAGAAUUGAAUUUUUGUCUAUAAAAUGUAUACACUAUCCUUAAACCAAACUUUUAGAAAAACCAAUGUUAAAAAAUAUGUCCUAUAUUUCUCUUCCCAAUAAGUUUUAAGACAUGACUAGCUUACCUCAGGCACUCAUGAGCCACUCUGGCAAUGGCUCUUGCGAUACAUAAUCUGCCUUAGCUUAGAGACUAGAUAUGUAAGGAAUGACAGCAGGGUAAGCAGUAAGGUGGCUCUAAACUAUGAGAUCAGCUUCCCUUCCUACACUUUGUCUUUUGUAAGUACAACAGCAGUAAGCUCACUCGCUGUCCAUUACAGCAUUCUUUCACCAGCAUUAUUUUUUAUUGCAGUUUUCUAAUAAUGCAUUGCUUCAACAGUGAGAGAGCAUUUCUAAACAUGGCUGUAAACAUUAAAACAACAGCUUGCCCUAAUACAUUCAAAUUCCGGAGCAAUAUGUAGCCACAAGCAGACUAAUAGCAUGUACCUAAUUUGCUGCAUAUAGGUCAAGUAAUGGAUCUGACACUGUACCUACCAAUCUUGCAAUUCAUUAAAUUCUGUUGUACCUACCAUGAAAAUUAACACUUUACAAGCUGAUCUGAGGACAAGAGCAACCUUCUACACGUCAAACAGGUGACAGUAGGCGUCUCCAUGUACAGACACUACAAACACACCUUGCCUCAAUAUCUUCAUGUGCUGGUGGGCACUACUGAAACCACCACUGUGUCUCCCUUGGGCUACACACUGCACACACUCCUCACCCUAUUCUUGCAGUGGCUUUCACUGCUGAUGCACAAUAAGAACAGCUCAGCUCACUACACCACCAACAGAUUCUACUAUAUGUGAGAGCUGCCUUUGUAUCAUCCUGAAGCAAUUUCUUGUACAGAGGUUGCAAAUAUUUCUUUAUUAAUCUAAUAAACACAUCCUCAAGCA